Messenger RNA from Darwinula stevensoni, 1170 nucleotides. Lineage: Eukaryota; Metazoa; Arthropoda; Ostracoda; Podocopida; Darwinulidae. The record is from the annotation of a GenBank genome assembly.
AUGAUCCCGAACGUGCAGAAGAAUGUUCCCGUCAUUAUAUCCCCGCUGGGGGAACUCGAAAUCAGCUGGAAUGACGCCUCCGCGGCCCACCCCCAGGGAUUGAAGGAGGAGGAGGAUCUCCCGAGGGGUUUCUAUGGCCAUGACUUGUAUGUAGACAAGGUCUCGUCUUGUGGAGACCCAAUGAGGGUCAACUGGACUAUAAGGGACAUCCAUCCACCCAAUAUGUGGAAGUUCACCACCUUCGGAAACUUCUCAUUUAUGCUGGAGGGACUUGUCGUGGAGGGCCAAAAAGUACUGUUCAGAACUGAUGUAGUGCAAAUACUGAACGGUUCUUACCAUCACAGAGGGUCAUUGGUGAGAGAGGACGAGGUGACGACCUUCACGGACUGGAUUAGUUCCUGCAAUAGCCACAAUUCUGCUACUUCUUAUUCUCCGGCAGCUGGCAUGGAUGCAGGAGUGAUUGCAGGAGUGGUGAUAGCAGUGAUUGCUUUGGCAAUUGUCAUUAUAUUGGUGGUCAUAGCACGUGUAAAGGGGCUGUUCUGCUUUGCAGACAGGGUGAAGACACGGGGGGAGUCUCUGGCACGCAUCGACUCAGAGAGUCCAAAUCCAAUUCUAGAUGGAACUGUGAACCCAGCAGCAGAUAUUCACAAGUCCUCAGAAGAGACAGCCAGGGAAAAUGGCCACCAGGAAUCAAAUUCAAAUGGCAAGAUGAAUGGACACAAGGAUGAUAUUCCCAUCCCUAAAGACACUCCUAUAAGACAUGGCAAACCUACAUACAACUUCUCCACACAUGUGCCUCUGGGUAGUAGCAAGACGGAGAGUGCAGACCGAGCCCCUGCUCAUGGUAAAGGAGGGAAGCCACUUGCAAGUCGACUCUCUGAUCUCUACAAUCGUGUCACCAAUCCCAAAAAGGAGAAGAAGAAGGACAUGGCAGAUGUGGAGGCUGCUAAGAAGGAAGUGCCGCUGACUGAGAAGGAGAAGAAGCAUGGGGAAUCAGAAGGGGAAGAGGAGAAAAAGGAAAAGGAGGGUGUUGUAUAUGCAGAAUUGGAUCUGAAAGAGAGUGGAAAGAAGUUCCCUCCAAAGAAAACAAGUCCCGGGGAGAGUACAGAAUACGUGGAGAUUGUGGGAACCGUCCCACCGCCACCACCUUACUCUGAACCCCCUAAAUAA